Molecule: messenger RNA, 1681 nt
Organism: Aphis gossypii (cotton aphid)
Lineage: Eukaryota; Metazoa; Arthropoda; Insecta; Hemiptera; Aphididae
Product: tubulin beta chain-like
Exons: 8
Coding region: 132-1487 (451 amino acids)
Biological process (GO): microtubule cytoskeleton organization; mitotic cell cycle
Cellular component (GO): cytoplasm; microtubule
Molecular function (GO): structural constituent of cytoskeleton; GTPase activity; GTP binding
Source: RefSeq, a predicted model, not a curated record
GCGGCCGCACGGCAUCGGCGGCAGUGUGCAAACUACAAACCGAACGUGAACACCGUGGGCGGACGACAUCGACCGCGACAAAUCACGUUUCAAUUACAACCGUCGCCGCUACCCGAGACACGCUCGUCGUCAUGAGGGAGAUUUUGCAUUUGCAGGCCGGUCAGUGCGGAAAUCAGAUCGGAGCCAAAUUUUGGGAGAUCAUUUCGGAUGAACAUGGUAUCGAUCCAUGUGGUGCGUACCACGGCGACAACGACUUACAAUUGGAGAGGAUCAAUGUUUACUUUAAUGAAGCCAGCACCAAUGGGAAAUAUGUGCCUAGAGCAAUUCUGGUUGAUUUGGAACCUGGCACCAUGGAUUCAGUCCGUUCCGGACCGUUCGGUCAGCUGUUUAGGCCUGAUAACUAUGUUUUUGGACAAAGCGGCGCAGGUAACAACUGGGCUAAAGGUCAUUAUACGGAAGGUGCUGAGUUGGUGGACUCUGUGAUGGAUGUAGUACGUCGUGAGGCUGAAAACUGCGAUUGUUUACAAGGAUUCCAACUGGCUCAUUCCUUAGGUGGAGGAACAGGAUCCGGUAUGGGUACUUUGUUGAUAUCGAAAAUUCGAGAGGAAUAUCCAGACCGCAUAAUGAAUACAUUCAGUGUUGUUCCAUCUCCGAAGGUAUCGGACACCGUGGUGGAACCCUAUAACGCCACACUGUCUGUGCACCAGUUGGUGGAAAACACGGAUGAAACGUUUUGUAUCGACAACGAAGCAUUGUACGAUAUUUGUUUUAGGACCCUAAAAUUGACGUCGCCGACGUAUGGCGAUCUCAACCAUUUGGUCUCUGUAACUAUGUCUGGAGUGACGACAUGUCUUCGGUUUCCUGGUCAAUUGAACGCUGACUUGAGAAAGUUGGCCGUUAAUAUGGUCCCAUUCCCGAGGUUACAUUUCUUUAUGCCUGGAUUCGCUCCACUUACAGCUAGGGGUAGUCAGUCUUACAGAGCCCUUUCAGUUCCGGAACUCACCCAACAAAUGUUUGACGCCAAGAACAUGAUGACAGCUUGCGAUCCUAGACACGGACGUUAUCUGACAGUGGCCGCCAUAUUCAGAGGGAUAAUGUCUAUGAAAGAAGUCGAUGAGCAAAUGUUGAACAUUCAGAAUAAGAACUCUGGAUAUUUCGUGGAAUGGAUACCAAAUAACGUUAAAGUCGCCGUGUGUGAUAUACCACCCCGUGGUCUCAAAAUGUCGGCAACAUUUAUUGGUAAUACUACCGCCAUCCAAGAGAUAUUCAAACGCAUUUCCGAACAGUUCACAGCCAUGUUCCGCCGUAAGGCAUUCUUACAUUGGUACACAGGCGAGGGUAUGGACGAAAUGGAAUUCACUGAAGCCGAAUCCAAUAUGAACGAUUUAGUAUCCGAAUACCAACAGUACCAGGAAGCUACAGCUGAAGAAGUUGAAUUUGACGAUGAAGAAGUUAUCGAAGAAGUCGAUGACAACAAAGAUUACUGAGUAUUGUGAACUGAAUAUUAUGUACAUUAUGACUAUGACAGACAGUUGUUCAACUUAUGAAUUAUUUAUGUUGUACGUUGACUCUAUUGAGUUUUUAAGUUUUUAAACUCUUAUUGCAUUUGUUAAAUGUUAAUUAAUUUGUGUCGUUAGAAAUUUAAAACUUUUAUUAAACGAAUACCGUUUUCGAAUAAUAA